UACUAAAGAAUUCAGAAUUCUAAACCAUCUCCAUAUUUUUCUUAAACCAUUCUAUUCUCAAAUCAAUAUAACAAUGGGUUUUCGUUUACCCGGUAUCAGAAAGGCAUUAUUUGCAGCAAAUCAAGCAUCUUCAAAAGAAGUGGAUGCGCCAAAGGGCUAUCUUGCAGUCUAUGUUGGGGUGAAAAUGAAGCGGUUUAUGAUCCCUGUAUCGUACUUGAACCAACCUUCAUUCCAGGACUUGUUGAGUCAAGCUGAGGACGAGUUUGGAUAUGAUCAUCCAAUGGGUGGUCUCACAAUUCCUUGCUGUGAAGACGUCUUCCAACGUGUAACUUCAAGCCUGAAUUGACAAUAAAUCUAAGACUUUAGAAUACUGACAUAGAUUAGUGAAGACAUUUUCACAAUAGGCGUCUUCUCAACUUGUAUAAAUCUCCCUUUCUUGAGAAUGAAGGGUUAGAAACAGAAUGACAUAAUCGUAGUAUAUCAUAUUCUUUUGUGCAAUUACAAUGAAUUCAAUU
Molecule: messenger RNA, 515 nt
Organism: Cajanus cajan (pigeon pea)
Lineage: Eukaryota; Viridiplantae; Streptophyta; Magnoliopsida; Fabales; Fabaceae
Source: RefSeq, a predicted model, not a curated record